AUGAGAGAAAUAAAACAAUCAAGGCUUCACCGCCUUACUUUUUGCUUUAUUUUGCUUGCACAUGUGGAUGCAUCCAAUGACAACGAACGUGAUGAUAACAGCAAGUGCGGACUCUAUCUCGCUCCUUCUUCUAUUCCCCAUGCCGGCCUUGGUAUGUACGCAGGGCAUCGAGAAUACAAACAUGGAGAACAAGUGACUGAUGGAGAUAUCGUUAUCCCAAUCUUUGAAAUGGAAUGGCACAAUCAAUUGAAAGACUGGGAAUACGAUCAUUUCUUGUGGGAUGAAUACACAUGGAACGGAGAAGUUUUCCCAGGCAGUGAAGAAGAACAAGAAGAUGUUUCCCAACUUCAAUUUGCCAGUCCUGGAGUUGGAGCAGCUGCCAACAGUUACCUGAGCUUGGUCAAUAUUAAUGAUGAAUGGAUUCAAUUAGAUUUGGGAACUGAUGUCAAGAGUCCGGGAGCUGGAGCACAAACUCCGUAUCAUGGACGUUCAUUUUCAGCCACUUCCGACAUUCCAAUGGGUGGAGAAAUAUGGGUCAGCUAUGGAUCUAAUUACUUUGCCAGUAGAGAGAGGGUAUAUGGGUACAUUCCAUUGCCAGACUCCUAUCCCCCCGCCGACAAGCUGCUGAAGCGAUUUGAACGCAUGCGUAUUCGGACGGAAGCAGAGCUAUCAGACCAAUUGUCACCUGGCAUUUGGGAAGACUUGCUGGAUACUAUCUUGGACUAUGGCAAGACUUGGAAGACUUCCCGAGUGUUGAAUGCCCUGCCCGACUCUGCAGAGAUUAUUCCUGAUGUCCUCAUGGAUGGUGGGACUGCCUACAGAGACUUCAAUAGAAGUACCCAGGAACUAUCGUGGUUGGAGGAGAAUGGCCAAUGCAUGGACAAUAUCAAAGUUUUGGAAGUUAGCCAAGAAUCUCCAGAUGCUGGACGCGGAGCAGCUGCAUCCCGAUUCAUUCCCAAGGAUGGACUUGUGGCUCCAGCACCUGUCAUUCACGUCCCAGACUAUGAAGUACUCGAAAUGUUUCUCCCGGUGGAUACGCCCCGUACCAAGGGUGGAGGCUUCAAUGUCGUCCCAGAUAUGGAAGGGCCAGUAAUGUAUCAACUAUUACUGAACUAUUGCUUUGGACAUGAGGAAUCAACUUUACUCUUGUGUCCAUAUGGUCUACUAACUGCUCUUAUCAAUCAUUCAUCUGAGAAUGCCAAUACUCGAGUCGUCUGGAGUGACGCAAUGAGGCAUAAGGAAUGGCUGAACAAUCCCAUUGAACACUUUGGUGAGGAAUACAUUGCCGGGCUGCAGCUUGACUAUGUGGCUCUGAGGGACAUCGAAGAAGGUGAAGAAAUCUUGAUUGAUUAUGGCGAACCAUGGGAAAAGGCUUGGGAAGAACACAAGGCAACCUUUGCUCCAAGGGAAAACUAUGUACCUGCCUUUGAAUUGAAUAAACUACUGCCGGAUUUGGAGUUUCGCACCGUCCGUGAUCGACCCUACUUUCUAGAUGGGGUACAGCUCCGAUGUCGAACUUGGUACGUCAACAAAUUCCAAGCCGAAGAAGAGGAGGAGUUGGAUGAUUACCCGUGCCAAAUCCUCAAAAAGCUAGGAAACGAUCGAUACCAAGUCCAAGUGGUGAAUGAUGAGUCAGAUAACGUGAUAAGUCGCUUCGCUGGGGAACGCAUGCUCUGGGACGUUCCAGUUGAUGCCUUUUUGUUUAUAGAUCUGCCAUAUGAACGACUGCAUCACUUUCAGUUUGAUGCCUUUCGUCAUGCCAUGACAAUGCCGGACGAUAUUUUCCCAGAAAAGUGGAAGAACAUCAAGAAGGAAGAAAACGACGAAGCGACUGCCUCUACUACAGAAUCAGCAACUGCUUCCGAUUCUGAACUAUAA
Molecule: messenger RNA, 1878 nt
Organism: Cylindrotheca closterium
Lineage: Eukaryota; Bacillariophyta; Bacillariophyceae; Bacillariales; Bacillariaceae
Source: the annotation of a GenBank genome assembly